UAGGCCUACUUGACAACCAACACCCAUAAGAUAAUUUAAUAUACUUGUAUUAAUUCUCAUCCUCUAUCUGUGAAAGCAUAUGAUUUCAACGUCCUGACGACCUGAAUUUUGACAGCAUCACGUCAUUCAUUUCACUCCAGUUUAUAAAUUGGCGUAUUCUUCCUGUAGGAGGCGCCUUCGUGAAAACCAAUGAUAAAUUCAUGAUUUUAUGGGGAGUUUCACACGGUCCUGGGGUUUGCUGUCGCAGUUGCUGCUAUUUCAUUUCAUAUUGACAAGCAACAUGAAGCAUAUUUUCUUAUUAAUUUGCAUACGUAUGUUCGUUGGUUGUGGCGGUGAUGUUAUAAGAACAAGGAAAGUGUCUUCAGUUUUCUGUACUUUCAAAGAGAAAACGUACAGUCCAGGAGACAGCUGGCAUCCUUAUCUGGAACCCUUUGGAUUCAUGUUUUGUAUGCGCUGUUCCUGCACUAAGACAGGCCAUGUGAAAUGUAACACAAUUAAGUGUCCUACUCUGCAGUGUGAGAACCCAGUGACUGACUCUGAGCAGUGCUGCCCUCGCUGUACAGAUGAGCCUAGGAUUCCAGCUGGCCUGAGAGCACCGGUGAAGUCCUGCAAGUAUAAUGGAACUAUCUACCAACCGGGGGACACCUUUGCCAACCACAACCUCUUCCCAUCUCGCCAAACCAGCCAGUGUGUCAUGUGUACAUGUUCUAAUGGAAAUAUCUUCUGUGCUCUGAAAACUUGCCAGCCACUGACCUGCUCCUCGCCAUUCUCAAUCCCAGAUACCUGCUGUCUAGUGUGCAAAGAUGGCGACAUUAAUGGGUACACAUCAGUGGAGCAUAGAGGCCAACAGCUGAACCGAGGCGUUAGGCAUUCAUUGGACCAGUGUGCUGGAGAGCAGCUCCAAGGGCGCUCUGUCCGUUCUACUCCAUCCACUGUCAGGGGUACUCCCAGAGGCCUGAGCCUGCCCAAACUCCACUUCAAAGGUGCUGCAGAGACCACCGUGAAUUUCCUGCUGCAGAAAAACCACCAGAAGGCAUGCCAAUACAGCGGCAAGACCUACUCUCAUGGUGAUGUGUGGCACCCAGUCCUGGGGAAGGUCCUGGAGUGCAUCCUGUGUACCUGUAAGGAUGGCAUGCAGGACUGCAAACGCCUCACAUGUCCCAGCCAGUAUCCAUGCCAACAUCCCAUGAAAACCGAGGGGAAGUGCUGCAAGAUUUGUCCAGAACUUAAAGCUGAGAGCAACGGGACUGACUGUUACAUGAACACGAAUCUUGGACAUGACCAUAACAAACUCUCGGUGUACAAAGUUAAGCCGCCGUCAAAGGAUCAGACCGAGGACACCGUUAGGAUAAUUGCUAUUGAAAGUCAAGGGACUGCUGAAGUUGAAGUGCAAGUAUGGAAGACUGUAGGAGGAGUUUUACAAUUAAUGGAAACGGGAGAAGUUCUGAAGAAAGAUCUUCUAGAUAAUCCAGAUAACUACACCUUACUGGCAACAUUAGAUGAAGAGACUUGGAAAAGAUUCAACGAGGAAGAAGACAAUCAGAAGAGAUUUCCCAAUCCCAGGACCUGUGAGAAUGGGAUCAGGGAGGUAGUGGAGUUCUUGUGUCCAGACCAGCUGUGCUCAUCUUAACUUUCAUUCUCUGACUUUGAAGUUACAUAUUUACUACAGAGGACAUCGGUGGAAAAUGCACAGCAUUCAUAUCUAUUUCAUUAAACAUGAAGCAAAGCAUUGCUUAUUGGUUAGAGAAUAACAAGCUUUUGUUUCUUUUUAAACGUCAACAUAACUCCUAACAAUGUGAUGUCCCAUAUUCUCAGUAACAACAUUGUUGGUAGCAUUUUGGUAGUAGAAGACACAAAAAUAGGGGAGAAAAUGCUUUAAAUUCAUCAGUUAUCUCAUUUUUGUUUUAUUGCAUGCUGGAAUACAGUAAAUCUGGUAUUAUCUAAAAAUACAGGUGUACAUGUAUAUAUUAGAAAAAUACUGCCAACUGGUCAUAGCAUGUUUUUAUAGAGUAGACUAUUUUCACAAUCACUUUACUCUUCUGCUAAAUACUGCUGUUUGAAACCAUAUGCCUUUUCUGAAUGUACCAAGAAAUAUUAAUCAGCAUAUUUAUUGUAAAUACAAAUGUUAACAUAUGUAAUUUUGGCAGAGCGUAUAAUAUUGGUUUGUUUGAUAUGUUUGUACAUUAUGUAUACAUUUGAGUGUGUACUGGAAGGUCCUUGUCUUGCUUUAGCUCAUUGGGCUAUACACUAGUGAAUUCUGCAGAAAAUGUGGGUUUGUUAUCUAUGCAUUGGUAUUGCCCUGAAAAAGUGUUCGUAUGUAUUCUUUCAUGAGAGUGGUUACUUUGGUUUGGGGAAACCACUUUCCAUUAUGUUCUCUGAUAUAUUUGUCAUUAUGUUAGGUCAGUUUUCUACAGGCGAAUUUUCCGUAUGAUUCUGUGCGAUUUCGGUGCUUGAUGUACGUCUUUCCCUUUUGCACAGUUGCGAGGCGUUCUCGCACGUAACGACGAGGCUAAAAGUUAUGAUAUUGUUGAGCUCUACCUGUGGUUAGAAUUCCAGCGCAAGACGGACUGUUGUUUCUCCUUUGACUAUCCUCCAGUGAACACAGUCGACCAGGAGGAUUUCGGCUUUAUAAAUUGUGCCUGUAAUUUGGCUUUGUUCUCCAGUGUUAUAGUUUGUUUUCUCAAGGGUUAUAAUGCCCUAACGGAGAUGAGCACAACAAUAGAGCACUGUUCAUUUGAUUUGAUAUAUAUAUAUAUGUAUGUAAGUCAGGAGUUGGAAGGACACCAACAUUUUUCCAAUAAAGAGAACUGAAGAAGAGAUGUCUCUGAGAGGAAUUAUAUUGAAAAAUAAGAAUAAUAUUGCUGGAGGCCCCAGUCUUUUG
Messenger RNA from Oncorhynchus tshawytscha (Chinook salmon), 2881 nucleotides. Its product is annotated as chordin-like protein 2. The record is from RefSeq and is a predicted model, not a curated record. Gene Ontology annotation, molecular function: protein binding. The transcript has 11 exons. The coding region runs from base 209 to 1630 and encodes 473 amino acids. Lineage: Eukaryota; Metazoa; Chordata; Actinopteri; Salmoniformes; Salmonidae.